AUGUUAGUUUGCCUAGAGAUUCGGUGCGAAGCGCUGACCGGUCAUCCAGCUCAUUGCUCUCAGGCGCAGCCAACCAAUGAUAGAUGCAGCGCGACAUCUGAUAAGGACUGCAUUUCGUUGCAUGACCCAUUUCAUGGGCCACAAACAGGCCGUGAGCUUGUUGGGACGUCAGUAGCUGACAAGGGUCAUGACGAUGCAGUUCCUCAGGUUCGGGGGAAGGACGAUGCUGAUUACAUCUCGAAUCAGUCAACUAUCGAACGAAACACUUCAGCGCGAAACUCCGUGGAUGAACCAGAAUUGGCUCCAGCAUCUGUGGAGAGAGACAUUGAUCAUGUGCCAUUUUGCCAGCAGUCUCGAGAAGCCCCCCCAACCCCCGAAAGGCAGUGCUUCUCCCUUUCUUCGACCCAGGUGCAUGCACAACACACAUCAGAAUGUAUAAUCAAGAACAAUGACUUUCAGCCUGGAUUACCAUUCACCCUAGCGGAGUUCGCGCCUCCAAACACCGUCAAACGAUCGUCGCUGGAAGAUUGGGGCUCCAUUGAUGCAACACUACAUUGCAGAAAUAGCCCACAUCAAGAUCAAUCUAUACUCGAGGCGGAUAAUCUCUAUAUCCACGACAUCACUGCUCCUGACUCCAAUUCUCCGAUAAGUGACCUGCACGAGUCAGAACUAUUCCCCUUACAUGAAAGUGCUGGCUCAACCGAUGCACCAUUUGUAAAUGAUGAGGGACAAGGUAUCGAGGACGCAUAUUCAGAUCCCAGCCCGCAUCGACCGGUAACGCCGGUCAGGUCUACGUCCGAAGUAUCUGAUAAAGAUCAUUGCACUGCCGCUGACGAUAAUGAAGACGUUCUUGAUCCAUCGGAUGACACUCAUGAGGACUAUACUACAUCGGCUGAUGCACAAUCACUCCCGAGGCCUGAAACAUAUGCGGAACGUGCUUUUGGCGGGAGGAGUGACGAAAGAUCGUCCAAACUCAGUCCUAAUGCAAAGCCGCAUUUCUCACACAAGACGAAGAGUAUAGACUCUGCGAAUGAUACCGCCAGGGAAGAGAAGCACAACGCAUUCCCAUUUCUGCUGGGACUUCUACAUUUCGAGUGCUAG
Messenger RNA from Aspergillus welwitschiae, 1101 nucleotides. RefSeq lists its product as uncharacterized. The coding region runs from base 1 to 1101 and encodes 366 amino acids. The record is from RefSeq and is a predicted model, not a curated record. NCBI's taxonomy places the organism in Eukaryota, Fungi, Ascomycota, Eurotiomycetes, Eurotiales, Aspergillaceae. The transcript has 3 exons.